Molecule: messenger RNA, 4713 nt
Organism: Strigops habroptila (Kakapo)
Lineage: Eukaryota; Metazoa; Chordata; Aves; Psittaciformes; Psittacidae
Gene: SFRP1
Product: secreted frizzled related protein 1
Exons: 3
Coding region: 150-1076 (308 amino acids)
Biological process (GO): canonical Wnt signaling pathway; negative regulation of canonical Wnt signaling pathway; non-canonical Wnt signaling pathway
Molecular function (GO): Wnt-protein binding
Source: RefSeq, a predicted model, not a curated record
GGGCCGGGGCGGAGGCAGCGGCGGGUCCGAACGGCUCCGACCGGGGAAAGGGGCGCCGGCUGCGGGCAACGCGCCGGGGGGGCCCCCGGGCAGGGCGCAGCGGAGGGGCCCCGGCAGCGGGCGGCGCCGUCGGGGCUACCGUCGCGGCGAUGGGCAGCGUGCGGGGCGCCGCGCUGCGGGCGCUGGUGUGGUUGGGCGCCGGGCUGCUGGCGUGCGGUGGGGCGAGUGAGUACGACUAUGUGAGCUACCAGUCCGACCUGGGCCCGUACCCGGGCGGGCGGUUCUAUGCCAAGCCCCACCAGUGCGUGGCCAUCCCCGCCGACUUGCGGCUGUGCCACAGCGUGGGUUACGACAAGAUGGUGCUGCCCAACCUGCUGGACCACGAGACCAUGGCCGAGGUGAAGCAUCAGGCGAGCAGUUGGGUGCCACUGCUCAACAAGAACUGCCACAUGGGCACCCAGGUCUUCCUCUGCUCCCUCUUUGCCCCCGUCUGCCUGGACCGGCCGGUGUACCCGUGCCGCUGGCUCUGCGAGGCCGUGCGUGACUCCUGCGAGCCCGUCAUGCAGUUCUUUGGCUUCUUCUGGCCCGAGAUGCUCAAGUGUGACCAGUUUCCCCAGGAUGAUGUCUGCAUUGCCAUGACAGCCCCCAACGCCACUGAGGUCUCCAGGCCCAAAGGAACAACCGUGUGUCCCCCUUGCGACAACGAGAUGAAGUCGGAGGCCAUCGUGGAGCAUCUGUGUGCCAGCGAGUUCGCUCUGAAGAUGACCAUAAAGGAAGUGAAGAAGGAGAACGGGGACAAGAUGAUCGUCCCGCGGAAGAGGAAGGCGCUGAAGCUGGGCCCCAUCCGGAAGAAGAACCUGAAGAAGCUGGUGCUGUUCCUGAAGAAUGGGGCUGACUGUCCCUGCCAUCAGCUGGACAACCUGGGCCACAACUUCCUCAUCAUGGGCCGCCAGGUGAAGACCCAGUACCUGCUGACGGCUAUCUACAAGUGGGACAAGAAGAACAAGGAGUUCAAGAAGUUCAUGAAGAAGAUGAAGUCUCCCGAUUGCCCGACGUUUCCGUCUGUCUUCAAGUGAUGGGCAAUGGGGGAGCCGCUGCCUGGACCUGGGCACGGCGGCUCGCUCUGGCUCUGUGCAGCGGGGACGCUGGAGCCCUCCUGCUCCCACCUUGUGCUCCUUGGAGCUUCCCUUGCUGACCCCAGGCUCCCACCUCCCCGCUGCCGGCGUCUGCCCGACCGCACGAGUGUGACAUGCACCAAGCAGGCGCUGCGGUCGCGCGCGGUUCACGCCUGCAGCAUCCAGAGACCUGUUGCUGUGUGGAUACGUAUGUUCAUUUAAACAGCAGCUACCAGGUAAAGAGGGCAAGCAGAGCGGGGCCAGGUUAUGUCAGGAAGUGACACGCUUGCAGAAAGGACCCUCAUGACUGUGUUACUCCUGUCUUUGUGGCUGCAGGAUCGCCCUAAAGUAACUCCUGUUCCAACCAGAGCCAGCUGAUUAUCCUCACAGUAAAAGUUAAUAGUGGACAACCUGUUACAACCUCUGAUAAAACCUCCUCAUAGCUAAUUGUCCUCACUGUAAAAAAAACCCCAUUGUAGUCUAAACCUGCUUAGUUUAAGCUUUAACCCUGGGGUCCUUGUCAUGCCUUGAUAGAGCUGGACUGGGGAGUCCCCCCUGACAAGCAUCUCUUGUGACGUGCCACCGGCAUGCCUGCGCUGGCCUCUGCACCGAGCUGAGCCCCUGAGCCCGCUACCAUGCUGGUCCUGCCCGGUGUGAUGGAGCAGCAGCCACGGUCACCUCAGCAUCCCCACAUCACCUUCCAUGGUGGGGUUCCCAUGCACAUGUGGCCUUUGCUGCUCAGGCACAUUCCGUGCGCUGGGCAGCCCAUGUGCACAGAGAGAGCUCAUGUCACUCCCUGACUUCACCAGUGAUGCUUUCAUCGUUUCUUCAGGCUGCUGGCAAAACACCAGAUUGCAGAAGGACAAGGACUUGUCCCUCUGGAGCGCCAUGGGAAACGCAUCAUCUCCGUCUUUACCUCUUUGCAGUUGCUGUGGGACCUCUCAGUUUCUAGGUUUUUAUCUGUUUGGUGUGUGACAACUUGGCUUUGUAUCAUUCUGGGUUUGUUUUUUUUUUUUCCCUAAUCAAAAUGUCAUGUUAGUAUGAGGUCAAAUAGUUUAUGAAAGACAAAGAAUAUUGGAUCCAAAUGAUUACAUUUAUCGACCAAGCUGAAACUCAUUAUUCUGUUAAUUGGACAAGUUCUCUUUUCCAUAGACCCCUCUUGCUCCACAUUAAUUUUACUGUCCUCCUUCCAUUCAGUAUUCUCAUCAAUCACAAUUACUCUUAAGAGAACGAAUAUCUUGCCAUCUGAGAUAAUCCUAUUGUAUUGCAGUUAAGUGAAAUAACAAACCCUCAUUUUUGAGGUUUAAACCAACCCCACUCAAACCUGGUAAAUCAAUUAUUCUUUAGCUUGGGAGUGCUGUUUGUUCCCCAUGUGGGACUACUCCCCAUGUGGGAAUAAACAGAGCCAUGGACUUGGUGGUACAAGAAUUCCAUGAAGAAGCCAAGUGCACUGCAGAGCCAUGUUUCACAGCGAACAGAGAUGGAUUUAGGAUGUGAGCUCUAUAGAAAGUCCCACUAGGUUGUCUUAGGCCACCACUUGUAGUAGUGUUUUCUUUGAUGCAAAAUUAAUCAUUGUAGAUAAUUAUGUGCUUUAUCAGUGAAUUAAAGAAAUUAAUAAACCAUGGGCUUCAACAUCACAGAUUGAUGAGGUGCAGUCAUGGGGAAGGCUGACAAAUCCAGCCUUGUCCCACAGGUCAGGGCCUGGAGCUGAGCUGGAAGGAUGAUUAUCCUGGAGCACCCUUGGCAACAGUGCCCGCAUCCUCCUCCCAUCAGCUUUGCCUCCACAGCUGAGCAGCGAUUGGAAGAGGAAUUGGUUGUGAGUGAGGGAUGCUUAACCCUUCCAUUGUGCUGAGGCUUUAUGCUGUCACCCAGGCUGCUGGUGGGUGUCCUCUUGGCCACCUCUAGCAACUUGCUGUUGAUUUACUGCAUUGAAAACACACAUUUCAGCAGGAAGCAUCCAACCAAAGAGCAAACCACUUCCCAUGCGCGUGGAGCCCCUUUCAGCCUUUGCCAAGCCUUGGGUGCAGCAGUGGGUGAAGUGAUGGUGCAGUGGCCUCUAGUACAGAGCAUGAAACGAUUGUGUGUGUUUGUUAAUGCUACUGGUGCUUUCCUCUGCACAAGCAGUUCAGAAACUAUCAGUUCCUUCAAACACCCCUCUGACCUUGUGUGUUUGCCUUUGAAAAACCAGUCAGGGCUGCUGAGCAGGUUGGGAUGUGGUAUUCCAGGCACAGGGAUACCUGGAAAGUAAUUUUACCAUUCUCUUGCCAAAGUGCUCCAUGACCUGGCAGCUGCUGCCAUUGGGUCGGCGGGCAUCGCUCCACUUCCCUCCAGGCUCUCUUGGUCCAUAGAGGCUUUUGGUAUCGAUAGCAGCACUAAAAGGAAAGUGUUUCAUGUAACACCGUGGUGUAGGCAGUUCUGGUGCCUUUACAUUUUGUUUUGAUGUAACUUUAAAUAAGUCAUUUAGAAAAGUGUGGCAGAUGAGCAGGCAAAAUCUGGCUAUUGAGUUCACAAGAGUCCAUAAACCCCGUGGUGAUGGACAGUGCUGCGGGUUCCCUCCUGGUGCACAGACAACGGGUGAUGCUGCCAAAGCUCCUCAUGGUCCUGAGCCAGAAACAGCAUCCUGUGUACACCGGUGUGUCCGUGCAGUUGAAACCUUCUGGACAUGGGGAAGGGAAGAUGCUUUCCAUGGGCUGAGCCUCCAGCUCCUCUGUGAUCCAUCCUUGCUGUGGGAGCCAAGGCCAGGAGGCUUUUGCCACGCAGCAUCAUGCCUCUGAAGAGGUUUGGGGGAUGCGAGAGCCAUGCAGGCAGGUUGUGCAGGGCUGGGCUCAAGGGGAGCCCCACAGCUCAGAGCUGUGUUACCAUGGGGUAACACCGUGUUCUGCCACUGCUGCGUGGCUGUGCAGGGACUGCGGUGCAGGGGGGUUGCAGUGGGUUUGCUUUGGGUGCACCCAAAAGGGAGGCAGGCGCUUGGGUGAGGUGAUGGGGAAGGACUGACAGCGCAGGGGUGGUGGGGAGGCAGGUUCCCACUCGCCCUGCCAAGCAGGACCAAUGUGUGGGACAUCAGCAGAGGCAGCAGGGGAACAGGCUCAUGUGGCCAUGGGCAGCAUCCUUGCUCCCAUAACACGCCCAGUCCCUACGCAUGCUCCGAUGCAUAUCGGGAGUAAAAGGGGCAAGGGGCUGGGUGUGCUUGGCAGAGCUCUGCUUGGAUUUAAGGGCUUUGCUUGCCUCAUUUAUGUCAGAGAUGUGGGAAGAGCUCAAGCUACAUGCAAACUAUCUAAUGAAGGGCAAAUACUCAGAAUUGUGGUAGAGCAUGUAGAAGCUGGUAAGGAGCGCUGACAUUAAGCGUCUCAAUGGAGGCAUAAGCAUGUGAGCAGAGCAAGAUCUUGGUGUCUUGGGAACCUCUUGCAUGAGCACAACGCCUGCUGCAGCAGAGCACUGCUUGCCUUUCUCACAGUGUAUUUAGAUGAAGAAAUCUGUACUUGAUUGCUCUACUUUGUUUUAAACUUGUGGUUGAUAUAAACACAUUAUGGCUUCUGUUUUCUCUCUCCUGUGAUUGGAACAAGGAACCCCUCAAUAAAAUGCCUUUUUUUCUUUGAAA